UGGCGCCGCGCAGCAGGUCGGGUCCGCGAAGAAGGCGGCGUGGGGUGCGAGGAAGAGGCCGUCGAUGCUGCUCAUACCCGUCGCUCCUCAGGCCGUCGAGGUGGCGGCUGGCUGGGGCGCGGUUGUGGCCGAGAAGGAGGCCGAGGUGGAGGUGGAGGGACAAGGGUUUUCGUUGGCCAGCAGGAGAGGGGCGAGGCAUGCAAUGGAGGACGCAUACGGCGUCAUCACGCACAAAGAUUCCCAGCUGGCAUUCUACGGUGUGUACGACGGACACGGCGGCCGCGCAGCGGUGGACUUCGUCUCCGACCACCUCGGCAAGAACGUGGUCGCUGCUGUGCUGGCCACGACCACGACGGAGGCGGAGCCGCCGUCGACGGAUGCUGUCAUGGCGGCCAUCAGAGCCGCCUACUUGGCCACCGACAGCGAGCUCGUGAAGCAGGGCCUGAGAGGUGGUUCAUGUGCCGCGACGGCGCUGGUGAAGGACGGCGACGUCUACGUGGCGAACCUCGGCGACUGCCGUGCCGUCAUGUGCUGCGACGGCGUGGCGACUGCCGUGACCUCCGACCACACCGCCGCGAGGGACGACGAGAGGUCCCGCAUCGAGAACUCGGGUGGCUACGUGAGCUGCGGCAGCAACGGCGUGUGGAGGGUGCAGGACUGCCUGGCGGUGUCGCGCGCGUUCGGCGACGCCGACCUCAAGCGGUGGGUGAUCUCCGAGCCGGAGAUCCGGAGGGUUCACCUCACCGCCGGCAGCGAGUUCCUCGUCCUCGCCUCCGACGGCCUCUGGAACAAGGUGUCCAACCAGGAGGCGGUGGACGCCGUCUCGAGGAGCAGCGCCACGGGCUGCUGCAAGGAGCUCGUGGACAUGGCACGGUGUAGAGGGAGCAGGGAUGACAUCACUGUCAUGGUGGUCGACCUCAAGAGGUUCACGAUAUAAUGAACCAGACGGAGACGACACAUGCAUACUCGCGACAUUUUUGGGAACAUGGUGGGCAGAAUAAUCCAGACGGAGACGACACAUGCAACCGGCGGAUAAUUAGCAUAUUUAGGAACUGAAUCCUGGCGAGCGUGGACAAUAAUCCAGCUGACCGGGCUUGGAUCU
Hordeum vulgare subsp. vulgare (domesticated barley) is the source of this 1102-nucleotide messenger RNA. RefSeq names its product probable protein phosphatase 2C 74. The coding region runs from base 65 to 937 and encodes 290 amino acids. Lineage: Eukaryota; Viridiplantae; Streptophyta; Magnoliopsida; Poales; Poaceae. The record is from RefSeq and is a predicted model, not a curated record. Gene Ontology annotation, molecular function: cation binding; protein serine/threonine phosphatase activity. Gene Ontology annotation, biological process: protein dephosphorylation. Gene Ontology annotation, cellular component: nucleus; cytosol. The transcript has 4 exons.